Molecule: messenger RNA, 2123 nt
Organism: Rhizopus microsporus ATCC 52813
Lineage: Eukaryota; Fungi; Mucoromycota; Mucoromycetes; Mucorales; Rhizopodaceae
Product: pre-rRNA-processing protein ESF1
Exons: 4
Coding region: 13-1977 (654 amino acids)
Biological process (GO): rRNA processing
Cellular component (GO): nucleus
Molecular function (GO): RNA binding
Source: RefSeq, a predicted model, not a curated record
CUUUAUUUAGUCAUGGCCAAGCAACAUAACAAUAACGUAAAGAAGCCUGUGACAAAAGAUCCUCGUUUCGCCAAUGUUCAUCAUGAUCCUCGAUUCAUGAGACCAAAGAAACAGGACAUGAAGGUUACUAUUGAUAAACGUUUCGCUUCCAUGAUGAACUCUGCUGAAUUUAGCGAUGCUCCUCGCGUUGAUAAAUAUGGCCGCAAAUUAAAACAAAACACUGCCGAAAAACAAUUAAAGCGUUAUUAUAAACUAGAAGAAGACGAAGGGGAAGAAGAGAGAAGCGAUGAAGAACAGACGCUGGAAGAAUUAGAAAAGGAAUUAGCAGAUGAUGAAGAGAAUUUACUUGAUGAAAAGCUUUUGGCUGGUUAUGAUCCUAUGCGUGGUCGAGGUGAAAUUUCCUCUUCAGAUAAGGAUGAGGAUACGGAUGAAGACGAAGAGGACUUGGAAAGUGAACCCGAUGAGAUGGAUGCGAUUAGACGUAUUCAUGAAGGUGAUGAAACACACCGAUUGGCUCUUGUCAACAUGGACUGGGAUAAAAUCAAGGCCGUUGAUAUCUUGAAGGCACUGAAUGGAUUUAAGCCUGAUACGGGUAUCAUCAAAAGCGUCACCAUUUACCCAUCUGAAUUUGGAAAAGAGCGACUAGCAGCUGAAGAAGUCAGCGGUCCACCUAGAGAGAUUUUCAAAAAGAAGGAUGGAUCCGACAGCGAGAGUGACGAAGAAGAAGAAGAAGAAAUUACAGCAGAAACAAUCAUUAAGAAUCAAGUGGAAGAAGGAGAUGGUCGUGACUUUGAUCAGGAUGCAUUACGCAAAUAUCAACUGGACAGACUCAAGUACUAUUAUGCAGUAGUAGAAUGUGAUAGUGCUCAAACAGCCAAGAUCAUUUAUAAUGCCUGUGAUAAUACAGAGUAUGAGAAUAGUGCCAACUUCUUUGAUUUACGCUAUAUACCCAAUGACAUGUCAUUUAAUAAUGAAGAAAUCAAAGACAAGGCUACCAUCGUACCUGACAAUUAUGCACCCACCAAAUUCACAACAGAGGCUCUCCAGAACACCAAAGUGAAAUUAACUUGGGAUGAAGAUGAUGUUGACAGAUACCAGACAUUGAGACGAGAGUUUACGCAGGACGAUUUGAAAAACCUUGAUUUUGAUGCCUAUCUUGCCUCUUCAGAUGACGAAGAAGAGACAGAGGAUGUAGAAGCAUUAAAGGAAAAAUAUAGAAAAUUAUUAGAAUCAAAUAACGGCAAUGCCUAUGAAGACAAGGUAGAUGAAGAAGAUGAAGAAGAGGGUGAUAUGGAAAUCACAUUUACACCCGGUUUGAGUGAAGCAGCAAGUGUAGCUGUUAAGAAUCAACUGGAAGAAGAUAAAGAAGAGACAACGAUUGAGAAAUACAUGCGUAAGGUCAAAGAAAAGAAGCAAGCAAAGAAGGCUGCCAAGCAACAAAACAAUAAAACCUCCAAAGAUGAAGAUGAAUCUGAUAUCGAUGCUGAUAUGGAGAGUGAUCCAUAUUUUAAGGAAGCACUGUCAGAAAUGGCAGAAGAAGGCUUUGUGGGUGCUGAUAACAGUGAAAAGAAGGCCAAGAAGAAGCGAGCUUCCAGAGAAGAGCGUGAACAGAAGGCUCGUGAACGUGCUGAACUCGAACUCCUUAUGGGAGACGAUGGCAAAGACGAAGGUUUCAAUAUGAAGGAAGUGUUAAAACGAGAAAAGAUGGAAAAGAAGAAGAAGAAGGGAAAGAAAGGAAAGAAAGCUGAAGAGACAGAAGAUGACUUUGAGCUUGAUAUUAAUGAUCCACGUUUCUCUGCUAUUCAAGAAUCACAUCAUUUUGCUAUUGAUCCUACAAAUCCUCAAUUCAAGAAGACAAAGAAUAUGCAAAAAUUAUUAAGUGCCAGACAUACCAAGAUGAAGAAGGAUAACAAAGAAAAGGACGAGUGGAAGAAAGAUCAACGAGGUGCUAAGCGUCAAAAAGUCAAGCACACAUAAUAAUAAAGUCAUUCAAAUAAACUUUUUAAAAGGUCACGCUUUUUAUUAUCAUUAUCCAAAUUGACAUAAAAUGGUCAGCUUAUUUGGUACCCUUGAGGACCUUCUUGACAAUCUUUUGUUCUUCGAUCAAGAAAGCACGGACAAUG